Patiria miniata (bat star) is the source of this 2335-nucleotide messenger RNA. RefSeq lists its product as uncharacterized. The coding region runs from base 168 to 1160 and encodes 330 amino acids. The record is from RefSeq and is a predicted model, not a curated record. The transcript has 4 exons. Lineage: Eukaryota; Metazoa; Echinodermata; Asteroidea; Valvatida; Asterinidae.
GUCACUUGCAAAGUUUGCCGCCACAAGAGACACACGUUCACGGAACAGUGCUCAGAAGUCAGUGAAUUAUUUUACCCACUCUCGGAAUAUAUCCAGUCAGAAGCAAGCUAAUACAGAAAUCACCAGAUCCUCAACAGCAAGAACAGGAAUUUUAAACCUACCUCGAGAUGGCUCUUCUGAAAUUUGCCGUUGUUUUCUUGGCCGGCUUCAUCCAACUAUGUGCUUCCCAGUCAGUGGACGUUGAAGUCACGGUGUCCAGCCCAGACGAUAUCGUCGACGGAGAGAGCACCGAUGUUUCCUUCAGCAUCGACUUCACCCCGUUCAGCGGGGCAGCCUCCGUCAUCAACGGCGUCUCCUCCGGCACCCGCUACACCGUGAUCGCCGGCAUGUUCACCUCAGACGCCGCCGACGUGGCAAGCUCCAUCGGCGGCACCGAGGUCACCCUGACCAGCGCCCAGGCCUCCACCUCGCUAACAGACGGAACGGCAACCACUUUCAGCUCGCUGACGGCCAGUUUGGACCUCACCAGCGAGGAGUGCGGCAACGACGGAUCCGACUAUACCUACUUCUGCGUCAUCGUCUCGCCUGAUUCGAGCGGAGCUGGCUGGUCUGGUGUCGACACUUCCAACAACACCGACUGCGCAGCUCUUGUGUGCAAAGCUGUGGUGGAUCUGAGUGCAGACACCCUCACCAUCACCAACCCCGACGAUGGAGUGAUCGGAGUCGGUGCUGGCCAGGCCAUCGAGUUCGAGGUUGACCUCUCAGCCCCGGCUUCCUCCGACUCCGUCAGCGGCGUCAGCAACUGGGCCAUGUCCAUGUGGCUGUCCGACGCGGCCUCCGGCGGCACCGUGGUGGCUCUGACCAGCGUCUCCUUAACCUCCGCUCAGCUGACGAUCGACGUGACCAACGGCAGCUCGGCCGAUAUCGACGACCUGGCUGUCACCCUUGACCUGACUGACAUCACCUGCGACGAGUUCAGCUACAGCUGCGUCUCCGUCGAGCCGGCCAGCGGUGCCGCCUGGAAGAUCCAAACCACGGACGCCAGCAACAGCAACACCGUCUGCACGGCCGUUACCUGCGGCGCCACUAUCGCUCAGAUCAGCAUGGUCUUCCUCGGUCUCUGCUUCCUCCUGACAUCACUCCUCAUGAAUCAGUCGUAGACUUCGUACAACAUCUUUAAUUAGACAUUUAUCCCAACCAGAGACAGAGAUGGCCGAAUAAGUUCCUAACUAGUGUUUUAUUUACGCGUCAUUUGCAGGGACAACGUAACUGGAACACGAGAUCGACAAAGGCCGAAAUUUGCCUUAAGUCGAACGACAGUGAUUAUCUUCCAUACAUUCCUACCGUUAUUUUGCAACCAACAGCUAGUGAAUAAAACACCCUACAUUGCAAAUAAGUGGUAAAUUUGAUUAAUCAAUUCUACAGCUUCAGUACGAAAAGGAUUCAAUCCAGUGUUGCUGUCAAACACAAAUUUGAUGUUCAUUUCAGAAGUACCUCAUAUGCUAACAAAUUAUAAAAUGACGUUUAACAGUUUGGAUUCAAUCCUUCUCGCACAAGAGGUGCAGCUGUAAAAGGAGAAAGUUGAAUUUGUAAAUAUGUCAUAUUUUGUAAAAUAUUUUAAAGAUAAUUGUAAUAAAUAUUAAGAAUGAAGUUGAUAUAUCGAAUAAACAUUCUGUUUCAGUAUAUCGAAUUGCAAAUAAUCGUUGUUCGAUUAUUUUAAGUUAAUGCCAUGUUCUGAAGGUUCACUAUAAGUCAUUGGAGCCUUUCGUUUACAGUCGUCUUUAGAAAGGCAAUGACCAACUGAUGUUAACUUCGUCCAGCAAGUAUUAAACCAUCCUAAGUUGUAAGCAGUUUCAAGUAAAAAAGUUUGUGAAGGUAUAGGAUAACGGCGCGCCAUGGUUCACACAUUUCUUUCCUUUAUUUUCAACAAAUAAAGGAACUAAAUAUGUUAACUGUUCACAUCCAAAACUUCUCAAACUUUUUGUUGAAAAAAUGCUGCCGUACUUUGAGGUUCUGUUAGAAUAUGCGAUGUCUUCUUAGCGACUGUGAAUUAUGCCAUUUUUAGCAUGCAAUCAGAUUUGAGUAUUGUCAGCUUAAUUAUUCAAAGUUCUAUUUUAAACAAAGGUUAAAAAGGAACAAUAUUAUAAGCUGUUUUUUAUUGUAAAAAAAUCUAUCGGCUUGACGUCAACCACAAUGUUUUUUCCUUGUCCAACACAUUUUUGUUUGUUUCUGUAAUGUCUGUCUUUUGAUUGCUGAAAUCAGGGUGCGCACCAUAAAAUGUUUUGUGUAUGUUAUUGAAAGAGUGAUGAAAUAAAGUUACACCUUCAAGUUAAAA